AACAUAACUUGUAUUUUCUUGAAGAAAGUGCAUUACGUCGUAUGCCUGAUGGGCUGCUUCUUCUAUAAUCUAAGUUUGAAUAUGUUGAAACUUUAAUGUAAAUGCAAAUCCGUGUUUGUGAAUGUCGAAAAUCCUGUUUGUGUAGAGUCAUACGAUCUGUCGGCCUUUUUUCUGGACCAUCCUGAUUGGUGCCGGCCCAGCAUCUGAAGAUGUUGCGCCGAAUGGGGGCGGUGCUUAAGUGCAGGUUCUACUGCAAAAACAGCCCUGGAAAAACAGUGCAAAAUAGGUGGUGUGAACCGUCCAGAAGUGUAGUGGAAGUGGCCCAAGUAACGGAUUUGUGUAAUUAUAACAGGCUGGUUGUAAGACGAAUCACCACUACAAUGCCAGAGAUCGACACAAGUAAUCUUGAUGAGCGGCAAGUCCAGCUUCUGGAGGAGAUGUGCAUCCUUUUAGAUGAAAAUGAUAAGAAGAUUGGUGCAGACACCAAGAAAAACUGCCACUUGAAUGAAAAUAUUGAUAAAGGUUUCUUGCAUCGGGCUUUUAGUGUUUUCCUUUUUGACAAUAAAGAUCGGUUGUUGCUGCAGCAAAGAUCAGAUGCAAAAAUAACCUUUCCUGGUUGUUUUACUAAUACCUGCUGUAGUCAUCCUCUCAAUACCCCAUCGGAACUGGAAGAAAAGGGUGCCAUAGGUGUAAGGAGAGCAGCACAAAGAAGAUUAAAAGCAGAAUUUGGUAUUCCCAUGGAACAGGUGACUCCAAAUGAACUGACAUACCUGACUCGUAUUCACUACAAGGCACAAUCAGAUGGCAUGUGGGGCGAGCAUGAAAUUGAUUACAUUUUGUUUGUACAAAAGAAUGUUACUUUAGACCCUGAGCCUAAUGAAAUCCAAAGCCAUUGUUAUGUCACAAAGGAAGAACUGAAAGAACUUCUUAAGAAAGCUGACAAAAAAGAAAUUAAGAUUACUCCAUGGUUCCGAUUAAUUGCAGAGACCUUCCUCUUCAAAUGGUGGGAUAAUCUGCACAGCUUGAAGGAGUUCAUGGAUCAUGAAACAAUACACAGAAUGUAACCUUCAUAUUGUGUGCAUGUUGUUACAGAGAUGCAAAAUGUAAUUCUUGGGAGAUUUUGGAUACGAGUAUCUAGUUUUCAGGUUAUUUUAUUUUUUUAAUAGAAAACAAAGUGCUAUACUCCUGAAGGAGUACUAGUAGAAAGCAUAAAUGUUUACUUUGUCAGUUUCUGAAAUAAAAUUCUGUAAAGUGG
Molecule: messenger RNA, 1255 nt
Organism: Protopterus annectens (West African lungfish)
Lineage: Eukaryota; Metazoa; Chordata; Ceratodontiformes; Protopteridae
Gene: IDI1
Product: isopentenyl-diphosphate delta isomerase 1
Exons: 5
Coding region: 210-1064 (284 amino acids)
Biological process (GO): isopentenyl diphosphate biosynthetic process; isoprenoid biosynthetic process
Cellular component (GO): cytoplasm
Molecular function (GO): isopentenyl-diphosphate delta-isomerase activity
Source: RefSeq, a predicted model, not a curated record